Molecule: messenger RNA, 227 nt
Organism: Neurospora tetrasperma FGSC 2508
Lineage: Eukaryota; Fungi; Ascomycota; Sordariomycetes; Sordariales; Sordariaceae
Exons: 1
Source: RefSeq, a predicted model, not a curated record
AAAAAAAGUCGCAUUGAUAUCAUGGAUUGCUGUGGCAUCAUAUGCCAAGUUGCUGCCGCCCUCCAAGAUGCCAUGUUACUCCCACCCCACCGUCCCUCCGCUGCCUACCCUGCCGGCCUCAUCGAUCCAACCUCUCGCCAGACAAAUCACCUUGACUACCUUGCCUGUGAUGAUCUGUCAUUCCACACACUCUCACACGGACGACACACUGCGAGAUUAGCCGCCAC